This is a messenger RNA of Ostrea edulis (European flat oyster), 1658 nucleotides long. RefSeq lists its product as uncharacterized. The record is from RefSeq and is a predicted model, not a curated record. NCBI's taxonomy places the organism in Eukaryota, Metazoa, Mollusca, Bivalvia, Ostreida, Ostreidae. The coding region runs from base 232 to 1536 and encodes 434 amino acids. The transcript is spliced from 2 exons.
CAUAUAUUUUACUUGCGUUUACCAAACACUUUCAUCAAUACGUCAUUGCCUUGUGCAAGGAAAAUCCAAACUGCACCUUUCUCACGCCUCGAAAGACAUCUGAAAAAAGUUAAACAAAGACUAAUUAAAUGCCGAUUCUGACGCAUUUCAUUAGCAUAUCUUAACUGCAUUUAAUGAACUAAGAAUACACAAUCUAAAAUAUAAGCAAACGGAGUGAAGAAUCGCUACGACAUGUUUCGUAAAGUAAUUUUGAGUCUUGCUUUGGUACAACUUUUCCAUUGUAAUAUCAAAGGACAAUCAACAGGACACGGAGGAAGAAGACACGUGGUAAUGUUUCCAGAUGGAAAGAAGCCAGUGACUAGGGCGGAACUCUUAAUAUCCAGUCUGCUGGACACAGAAGUAAGGCUGACUUCCGGUUAUCCUGGGGUAGACAGGGUCUUGCAAGUGAAAGCAAACGAAGGCGCUGUAGUACCCCUUCCACCGGGAAUAGUUCUAGAUGGAAAUGAGAUAGAAAACAAAGGGAUCAUUAUCGAAUCCGAUCAUCCAAUUUAUGUCUAUGGACAUUCUGGUGACGAAUGUUGUGCCGGGGAAGGAUUCCAAGCGAUCCCCGUAGAUUUCUGGGGCAAAAUGUACUAUACUGCUACCCAGUACAACAGCACAGUAGCUUUAGUGGCCACAGACGACAACACGGAGGUGAAUGUCACAAAAGGAUUCUGGGGUGGCGUGACUUUUCAAUCGAAGCAUUAUGGUAUGGGAGAGAACAUAUCUUUCACUCUUUCAAAGGGACAAACUGCUCAACUACAGACUCCUCUAGGAUAUCUUAUGGGUACCCGUGUAUAUUCUAACAAACCAGUGGGGCUCAUAUCGGGUCAGUUUUUCGGCUCUCCUUCGAGAGCUAAAUAUAAUCAAAUGAUCGAAUUCAUCCCGCCAUCCAAUAGUAUCGGUACCGAAUUCAUUGUUCCUCCCUUAUUUAAUACUACCUACAUCAAUCUCUACUACAGCAAUCUUGGAGUCGACAACGUAAUUACAACAAAGGGGAAAAAUGUCAACCUUUCCAGUCAGCUCCGAAAGCGAGGAGUAUCCAGGAUUACUGCAGGAGCCUCUAAUCCGUACCACGGAUCCAGCGAAAAACCUCUCAUUGUAACAGCUGCACCGUUCACAAUCAGUCCAUUCUUACUGCUAGUCCCCUCCUUGGAUCAAUAUUCUAACAAUUACAAAUUCCAUACCCCGACCAAAGAGAACUUGACACACUAUCUUGUAUUCUUAGUGAAAAGUCACGAUGUGGACCAAAUUACAUUGGACGGAGACACGAUCAACUCCAAAAUCGAGGGACUGGAUGUCCUGCUGGUUAACGGAGUCAUAUACCUCAUAAUCUCAGUGGAAGUGAGUCCAGGACAGCACUACGUCACACACGUGGAUCCUAAUGUCAAAUUCGGCUUACUUUUGUAUGGUUUUGAUGACACACAGUCUUAUGCUUACCCUGUUGGACUCAGAUUACCCUCAGUGUCGUCAUCCCAAACACCUGCUGCGACAUAAAGGAAGUGAUGUAUAUCAAAACUGUAGAAAGUUAACUUGUGAUUGUUAUUUACACCAGGCUUGUUUACUGUAUAUAUGCUGCACCUUUAUCUAAUUAAAUGAUAAAGACUAGAUCUUCAAAA